This is a messenger RNA of Ctenopharyngodon idella (grass carp), 3048 nucleotides long. It is a transcript of the gene tmem175, whose product is annotated as transmembrane protein 175. Gene Ontology annotation, cellular component: lysosome; endosome. Bases 101 to 1663 code for a protein of 520 amino acids. The transcript has 10 exons. The record is from RefSeq and is a predicted model, not a curated record. Lineage: Eukaryota; Metazoa; Chordata; Actinopteri; Cypriniformes; Xenocyprididae. Gene Ontology annotation, molecular function: potassium ion leak channel activity; proton channel activity.
CAACUUCCGGUCAGCUGAUAGUGAAUCAUCGGUGUUUGCAAACAGAACUACUGUGGCUUCAUGCCUGCACCGUCCAGUGACACCACACACCGCCGCGGUCAUGGGAGAAAAUGAUGGAAGCGAAAUAAUCGAGCACCACGAUGACGAGGAGAUGGAGAAGAGACGGACGCCGAGGAAUCACUCCCAUUCCUUUCUGGAAAGCGUCUCGUCGUCGGAGAGGGACGGACACAGCAGCACGCAGUCCUCACACCGCCUGCUCGCCUACAGUGAUGCGCUCAUCUCUAUCAUCGCCACUGUAAUGAUACUGCCUGUUGCACAUACAAAAUUUCAGGAUAAUGAGGAACUGAAACAGAGUAUUCAAGCUUUGCUCACCACCAAGGUUGCUGUCUACUUGAUGACUUUUUUGAUUGUCACUGUUGCUUGGGCUGCACAUAUCCGGUUGUUUCAAGUCAUUGAACGCAUUGAUGACAAUCUUGCACUGCUUAACUUGGCAUGUAUGAUGCUUAUAACCUUUCUACCAUACACAUUCUCUCUCAUGGCAACAUUCCCUAAUUAUAUUCUUGGCAUCCUCCUCUUCUGUGCUUGUGUCAUGGUGAUCGGUUUAAUUCAGUGCUUGAUUGUCUUGUAUGGAUUCAGCCGUCCUUUCCUCCUCAAUGACCAGAUCCAAAUGUCUGAGAAUCAGGCUUAUUACAAGCAGCACAUCCUCAAAGUCAUCGUGAAGGUUCCUAUCAUGUGCCUGUUUGCCAGCAUUUUUUCAGUCAUCUUCUUCCAAUUGUCCUACGUCAUUUUGGCUAUUGUCAUAUUCCUGCCCUACAUCUCUGGGUGUUUAAAAUGGAUCCGGAAUAAAGCCAUCGGUGGUCAGGUGGAAGACAGUCCAGAUUCAGUGCUCUUCUACACCUAUCAGCCCAAUGAACCUUUGAGUAAAGAGCGAGUGGAGGCGUUCAGCGAUGGGGUGUACGCAAUCGUAGCUACGCUGCUCAUCUUAGACAUUUGUGAAGACAACGUGCCUGAUCCGUCUAUGGUGAAAAAGGAGUUCAACAACAGCCUUGUUACUGCGCUCCAGCAGUACGGCCCAGAGUAUCUGGCUUACUUCGGUUCCUUCGCCACAGUUGGGCUGCUUUGGUUCGUUCAUCACUCUCUCUUCCUGCACGUGAUAAAGGCCAAUCGCCUCAUGGGCCUCUUCAACACGUUCUCCCUAGCCUUCGUGGGUGGCCUGCCACUCGCCUACCAGCUCACGCACGAGUUUCCCAGAGGCUCCCGCAAUGAGCUGGAGGCCGUGCAGAUCAGCUGCGUCAUAAUCUUCUUCGCCGGUCUGUUCCAGCUAGCGAUAUGGGUGGUGGCGCUUUUCACAGAGCGUGAGACGUUGCACCCGUACGUACGCUAUGGCGGUCGAGAGCACACCUUUAUGCUAGCCAAGCUCUCGCUCUACCCCUGCGUGGCACUCGGGACCUUCUUUCUUACCUGCAUCCUGAGCCGCUUCAGCGCGUCCAUCUUUCACAUGAUGGAGAUAGGUGUACCGUUCGCUUUUCUUUUACUGAGGCUUCUGGUCCGUGUGGCGCUGGCGCUACUCAGAUGGCUCUUCUGUUCUGCAAGGAAUGAUUUGGACAAUGUUCCAGUAGUGGAGGAGGACUCACAGUUGCCUAUUAUCGAUGUAGUGACUUAGCAGUGAACGAAGAAAGAAACACCUUGAUGUUUGACCUAAGAUCAAGGUUAGGCUAGCUUUCCAGCGCCAUUGUUUAUAAUUAAUGCUGCAACUGACAGCUUUGUGCUGUAUAAGGCAUCCAUAUCGGUCAGAUCUCUCCAGUCAUUUAGCAUAAUAGACAAUGGAAAUGAUUGAUGUAGUGUGAUAAGCGCUUGGUCUUCAUCAUGAUGAGUCUUCAAUGUCGUAGGAUGUGGAAGAGAUUUUUUUUUUUUUUUUUCUAAUUACAGAAAUGCACAGAGGUUUUUAAGCAUCUUACAGUUUUUAUUAGCAUGCUAAAACAUUGUCUUUGUUUUUAUGUUCAUAUUUUAAUGUGAGGUUUUCACUUAAUUCAAACAGUAAGAACUACAAAAAGAACUACAGAGAUUUUAAGACCAGGAUAUGUUAUGUUGGUUUUAGUUACUACUAUAGUUUUAUUACUAUCAUUUUUUAAUUAGUUAAUUAUUUUGACUUUUGUACUGAGCUUCUUGCGAUGUAAAUACGAUCACAUAUAAAGAGCUGGAGUUGGGAGGAGAGUAGAUUUGCAGCCUGUAGGAUUGUGUUGUUUUUUUUAGGUUUUGUGGUUUAAUGGUGGCUUCCUAUUCUGAUGGAGCUGUGAUUCAGGUCUCGGCUGCUUCUGGUGGCAGAAAUCCUUCAUAUAGCUGCAUAAACGUCCAAAACGUCAUGCAUUAGGUUGAGUUGAAUGCUCUGUCAAUGUUUUGUAAUGCUCUAAAUCUGUUCAUUUCAUGUGACAAUGAAACCAGUGAUGCACCUUAGACAAAAUAAUGUUGCACUUUAAAGGCUGAUCUGGAUGGAGCAUGUAGAGAUCAUGAAAAUCAAGAUGCAUAAGCCAUUAUAAGAUGUUUUGAUUGUUUUUUGUUUGUGGUGUUUGAGAUUUACUUUUUGUUUGUAUUUUAUAUAAAUGUUAUUACCAUACUGACUGCAAGAUGUUAUAUGUAAAAUGCACUUGUCGAACAUAUUAAUUGCCAUUUUCAUUGUUGUUGUUGUUGAUGACUAACAGUCUGUAAGCAGUCUGCUUUGGUUUUUUGUUUUUUUGAAUCAGCUGUCAGUUAAAAUGUUACUGUUUAACAACAAACAAAGAUGUAAUUUUGAGAAUAAACUCUCAAUUGCUGCUUGCAGAAAUACUUUACUCUUGGUGGAAACUGAAAUCAUGUAAUAAAUGUGACCACAGUGAGAGUAGGUCAAAAGUGAAGUUUAUUCACCAAGUGUAGCAUUUCAUUAUUAAUAAUAACAACAUAUAAUAAUAAUAAUUCUUACUUUUUCCCAGUAUUGCCCAUAAUUUGUUACUUUGUCUUUUGGUAAAUAUCUACUUAAAAUAAAACUUAGAUUUAUAUUUAAAAAAAAAAAAA